Physcomitrium patens is the source of this 2737-nucleotide messenger RNA. RefSeq lists its product as uncharacterized. NCBI's taxonomy places the organism in Eukaryota, Viridiplantae, Streptophyta, Bryopsida, Funariales, Funariaceae. The record is from RefSeq and is a predicted model, not a curated record.
CUGGUGUGUCCCCGCUAACAGACAAACUGUUUCAAGUUCGAACAAGUUGGUGACGCAUUCUUGAGCUCGCCACGUGCAGUGGUGUGGAGCCUUUCUACAUUCUGUUACGAUGUCAGAAAAUCACUGCAGCGUAUAAGUACUCAAAUAUGUGAGGGUCAGGUUUAAGAAGCACAGCCGAAUAGCUCAUGCAUGUGGCUUCUUUGCAGUCUCGAUCGUGAUGUUGGUGAAGUUUGAUACUCUUUUCUAAAGAAGUGGUUCUCAACACAGGUGCACCAGGAAGUAGGUCUGAUUAGAGCCUUUCUUGUAAAACAUAGUGUCAACCGUAAAACAUAGAGGGUGAUGGUUUCCUCCUCUCUGUUAUUAGUCCGCAUACUCAGAAGUCAGAAAGAACUUGUUCGUUAUAUUGCAUGACUAGGAUUUACAUCUGCAAGUCUUAGGAAUCGAUUCCUUACCGCCAGACUGGAUCAGUGGGGAGUGGAGCUUGCGGAGGGAGUUUAAAUCGCUGAGAAUGAGCAACUGAGCACGAGUCAUUGCAAAGCAGGAAAGAGUGUCUCGAUUACAACCAUGCCAACGGCACAGGCAGCAACGAGAAUGCCUAACAAUAGUGACCGAGGGUAUGAGCACCUGCGGUCAAAAAGUUUGCCAAUGUACGGCGGUGGUCGAUGGGGUACGAUAGUCAAACCACAAGCCGAAUCACACGAAUACAACCAGAUGUCAAACACCAUAACACCAGCUCAUAAGUACAUACCCGCGCCAGUGGGUUGCUCAGAAUGCGAAAAGUUCUGGAAAGCACUUAUCCUCGAGAUUGAGGAAAAACACACGAGCAAGGCACCUGAAGGGAAAGCAUCACUGAGACUAGUCAAAGGGAUCGCUCGCAGCGAACUCCGAGUCAAGCCCUCAAAGCACGUAACAUCAGAGAGAGGAUUCUUUUCAGGACUAGGUUGUAUCAAUUCCAAUGUCCACGGAGAUUCUUUCACUUCGAUGGUUGGAUCAAUAUUCAACUUGUGUCAACCGCGUCCAUCUGGCACGGGAAAAACCAAUUCGGAUUCGACCUUAGCCAACAGAGGUAGAUGUCGUGAAUUCCCGAAGGCAAAGCUAAACGUGACAACGAUGAGGACCAGUCCUACGGUUCCAGCAUAUGGUGAUCCAUCGAAUGUUCGGCCAUUUGUGUUCCAGUCUAGCGCGUGCGUUGUGCCAAAACAGGUUGGAUUGGAUAGGACUGAAGCAUAUAACGGCGUGAGAUCCACUCCUCCGCAGAGAGAUGAUGGAGACAGAUUCUAUCCUGAGCCUCCUACAUCGUGCCUCAGCAGCUGUGUCCGAAACCGUAGCCGUCAUUUAUCGAUGCCAACCAUGAUAUCGACAUCAAGCCAACUACAUGCGAAAGGCGAUCGCCAGGAUAUGUAUCAAGGACUGAAGCAGGCAGGAAAGAACUUCAAACCUAUCCUCAGACGCUUUCAUUGUAAUCGUCAAAUGGAUGAAGCACGAAGCAAUCCAUCAACGCCACCACAAUACGCCACAAUUUACAAUGAGGACUUCGAGACCAGUCGAUUGAAGCCUUUCCCACCUUCGUCAUCAAGUUCUCAUGCACAAGGCCACAACAGAGCUCAACCGCGGAAGAUCUUGAGCCCCUCAACUACGCCGGGGAUGUUCCAUCCUUCGCCGAAGGAGAAAUCAAUAUCACAAACGCCACGAGCUUCUGGGUUGCAGCAGAUGGGUGCGGAGGGUUAUUCGUAUCACUGUUCCCCUCAAACGUCACUAGAGACCUCAAGCUCGAGAUGGAGACGAGAUCCACGGAUUCUCGACGAGGUCCACAGCAAAUUGCCUAAUUCAAGCGCAACCCACACUUUGUCACAGUCAGGUCACACCUAUGCAGUCGAUGUGGCAGCCUCAAAGCACGGCCCUUCGCAUCAAGAUGUAUCCGUGAACUCUACGCCCUCAAGCAACCACUCCACGCAGGAAGCAAGUCAUGACGACAUCCCAGGCUUUUCCUCUGCGACAACACUGAGUCCCGUGUCUACAACAGAGAGUGGAUACACAUCCUUGAGCUUCUCGACAUCGAACUACUCCUCCUCCUCCGCUUCCUCAACUCCCAGGGGAGAUAACCAGGGCUCUCGAACUUCAACCCCAGGGUCGAAGACGGACAGACCCAACUACAUAAGUUUUCAAGCCUGGGAGCCAGCGUCAAGCGCAGACAGCGACAGAGACGUGGAACUGAUUCUACCGACAAGCUCGUGGAACGUGAAGGUUCCGCACCGUAGAAUCAACGUGAAUCGCUCUGCAACGUCCACACCGGCCAUGUUGACACCGCUUGUACUCUUCACGGGCCAUGGCUGCCGAUCUGAGACGGACGACGACUGGGAAGACGAGGAGGACUCCGACGAUGAUGCGAUCACAAAAUCCUGAAGGCUUCAAACUCGUCGUCUCCAACGGGACCUGUCGCGAGCACGUCUUCAGUCCACGAAAGCCCUCUCUCGGAUCCCAAGUUUACGAAGACUUCCUCUUGGAUCCCUGGUUUGCUGCUUCGGUGGACGUUGCGUUAUCUUAGUCUACGCUUUGUUUUAGCAACAGUCCAAAACAGAUUGUGAAUUUCUUUUAUAUAUUUUUUUCUUUUCUGAGGGGUGGGUUUUCUUAUGUUGUGAAGAUUGAGUUCUGCACAAAUCAUGUUUCCAAUGUUUAUAAGUGGAUUUAAUAAUAUAUGUUCAAUCAUCAAAAAAUAAAAAUAAAAAUAAAAAAUCGA